AUGGCAGCAUUCACCAAGGAGGAGUACGACUCCGGUGAAGUCAUGGACAAGAUCAUGGACAAUAAGCUGUCCCAAUGGAAGAAGGCCCGUGAAGACGGCAAAAUGGACUCAACUCAAUACAAGUCCUGGGCCAGUGAUGCUCCCAUUGCUCGUUGCGUUGACGGCACUGCUGUCGUCGAGGAGGGUAACCCUCUCGAGACCUUCCAAUGCAAGAAUAUGGACUUGCACGACUUCAAAAGCCACGCCGACCUAGGCAGCUCCGAAGGCGAAGGGUCCUCGUCUUGGGGAUGGGUGUCCAAGGAUGGUCGCGAGUUCGCUGCCAUCGGCCAAUUCGACGGGACCGCCUUUGCUGAGAUAUCCAAGGAGGGCAAGCUGAUCUACCUUGGCCGCCUCCCUGCGCAGUCCGUGGGUUCUUUCUGGAGAGAGAUCCGUGUCCUGGGCGACUACUGUAUCAUCGGAUCCGAGGCUGUUGACCAUAACGUCCAGAUCUUCGACAUGAAGAAGCUGUUAACCCUUGACCCGGAGGAGCCUACCAUUUUCUCUACUACCGACGACCUUACCGGUCUCUUUUCGGAGAAUAUUCCAAUCGGUCGCACCCACAACGUUGUCAUCAACAAAGAGCUGAACUAUGCCGUCGCCGUCGGUGCCCAGCCCCGUAAUGAUACUUGCGCGUCCGGAUUGAUCUUUAUCGACAUGAGCGACCCUGCCAACCCAACCAGCCCAGGAUGUGCCUCCUCUGACGGCUACGUCCACGAUGCCGAGUGUGUCGUGUACCGCGGCCCAGAUAAGCGCUACCAAGGUCGCGACAUCUGUUACGGAUACAAUGAGGAUUCCGUCACAAUCUACGAUGUCACUGACAAGACAGGCCUGAACGCCAGCAGCAUCAUUUCCCGCACGGCCUACGAGGGUGUUGCCUAUACUCAUCAGGGAGCUGUCCUGGAUCCCAUGAACCAGGAGUAUCUUCUCAUUGAUGACGAGCUGGAUGAAAUGAAUGAAAUCGAACCUGCUGCUGAUGGCUAUGCCGUCACAUAUAUCAUGGACAUUCGUGACCUUGAGAACCCCGUGGUCACUGGUCUUUACCGUCAGCCCGUCCGCUCUAUCGACCACAAUCAGUAUGUCUUCGGUGAUUAUGUCUACCAGAGCAAUUACGGUGCCGGUAUCCGCGUUCUUGACAUCUCUUCUAUUCCCAAGGACAACACUGGCGCCGGUGUCUACGAAGCUGCUUUCUUCGACAUCUACCCCGAAGAUGAUGCCAUCGGUGGUAUCAUCGAGUUUGUUGGUACUUGGUCUCACUAUGCCGGAUACCCAUCUGGCAACAUCCUGGUCAACACUAUUGAACGUGGUGCAUUCGUCGUCAAGAUCAACAAGCGUGAUGGUCCCGAGCCUACCAGCACAACUUCCAAGGCAGAGACCACCAAAACUACAAGCAAGACUGCCACCGUCUCCGAAACUACGGCCUCGACUUCUACCACCAAAUUCAUCACCAAGACCACAGAUACCACCACGGCAGCUGAGACCACCGGAAGCGUCUCUACCGGCCAUUACUGGGAGGAUGUUUCCGCUAGUGUUUCGGUCAGCACGUCCGGGAAGCCUUCGAAAUCUGUCGAAUCGCCUGUUGCCCCUUCCGUCACCGAUGCCGCUGAGUGGGAGGACGACGAUGUAGACUGCGAUAACGGUGAGGUCGACGACGAUGAUUGUGACGAGGAGGAUGAUUCUGUUGCAGACGGCAGUAAGCCUGAGUCCUCUGAGAGCAAGACCUGGGCCGACUAUGUCCCUGAGUCAACCACUCUCGAAACCAUUCCCGCCCCUAAGCCGACUGGCGAGAGCAAGCCCGUCAAACCCACCCCAGGAUAUGAGACUCCAAGCCCCGUCGAGGAGAAGCCUGCCCCGCUUGAAGAGACGCCAGCCCCUGUCGAGGAGAAACCCGUUGGUCAUGAGGCUGCCGAUGAGGGAGUCGAGAAGCCGGCACCGGUUGACGUAUACAAGCCGACUGCUACGGGCGAGAAAGUCGCCGAGUACACGGGCGCUGCCAGCAAGGGCGCUUUCAGCACUGCCUUUGGCGUCGGCUUCCUCGGCCUUGCCCUCAUGUGGUAG
Cyphellophora europaea CBS 101466 is the source of this 2094-nucleotide messenger RNA. RefSeq lists its product as uncharacterized. The transcript is spliced from 2 exons. The coding region runs from base 1 to 2094 and encodes 697 amino acids. The record is from RefSeq and is a predicted model, not a curated record. Gene Ontology annotation, cellular component: extracellular region. NCBI's taxonomy places the organism in Eukaryota, Fungi, Ascomycota, Eurotiomycetes, Chaetothyriales, Cyphellophoraceae.